Molecule: messenger RNA, 884 nt
Organism: Conger conger (European conger)
Lineage: Eukaryota; Metazoa; Chordata; Actinopteri; Anguilliformes; Congridae
Gene: gadd45gip1
Product: growth arrest and DNA-damage-inducible, gamma interacting protein 1
Exons: 2
Coding region: 79-768 (229 amino acids)
Cellular component (GO): nucleus
Source: RefSeq, a predicted model, not a curated record
ACAAACUGGCGAUACAUUGGCCGCCUAUGACAACAGAAGGGGUCCUUUAACUGACAGGCCCCACACGACCGAGGAAAAAUGGCGGCCUCCGUCCUUUGCAGGAGGUUGGCAUUGUCUGGGGUUCUCAGAGGGGUUUCUGUCACGAAAUCCUUAAGUCCUGGUAUAUCACAAUGUGGCUCCUUAUUACAGACUGCAAACUACAACCCAAAGCCUCUAAAAUUAAAUCUUAAUGAUCUUUACAUCCCAGACAAGGGGAGCGAGAAGACUCCAGAAUGGCAAAAGACAACUCGAUAUGACCGCAAGCUGUUCGGACGGUACGGUUCGGCCUCCGGAAUUGAUACAGCAAAAUUAUGGCCUAGGUCGGGUGAGUUGGGAGCGUUGAUUGCUGAGGAGAAAGAAUGGCAUCCGUCACUGGAGGAAAUAUUGGCGAACGUAACCGCAAAGAAAAAUGAGGAGGAGAAGAAACGUCUGAUCAGAGAGAAACGGAUUGCCACUAAUAUGGCAAACAUGCCCAAGAUGGUGGCGGCUUGGCGGCGGGAAAAAAGCGAAGUGAAAGCGAAGAAGAAAGAAGAGAAAGCCCGACGGGACUUGCUGCUCGCUGAGGCCAGAGCGCGUUACGGCUACGCGUUGGACCCGCGUAGUACCAAAUUCAAGGAGAUGCUGAGUGAAAUCGAAAAGGAGGACGCAAAGAAAAGGAAAGUACUAAAACGCAGGAAGAAAGAAGAGCAACGGGCUGCGGCAACCGUUACGGCUGCUCCUACAACCUAGUGUUAAUAUAGAUACGAUUGAGAUGACUUGGGAAGGGUUUUGUAAAAAAAAAAAAAAAAAACCCCAUCAUUGUCAUGUUUCUUUAUAUACAUGUAAUUAAAGUAUACUUCACUUUC